Messenger RNA from Entamoeba dispar SAW760, 648 nucleotides. RefSeq lists its product as uncharacterized. Lineage: Eukaryota; Evosea; Mastigamoebida; Endamoebidae. The transcript has a single exon. The record is from RefSeq and is a predicted model, not a curated record. The coding region runs from base 1 to 648 and encodes 215 amino acids.
AUGGAUAAAACUAAUUCUGAUAAGCUUGUUAAUUUCCUUGAACAAAGACUAAGUGUUGAUCAAAAAGUAAAGAGAGUACAAAGAAAGGUAGAAGAAUACAUGAAACAUUACAACUAUGAAGAAUAUGUAGAUAAUCCAACAAAAAGAGUAGAAGAGAAAAUAAAAGAUAUUGAAGGAAUUUUAGAUCGAAUGGAUGAAACAAAACAACGAAGUGAUGUUGUAAUGAAAUUUGCACAAGAUGCAAUCAAUGAUAUGGUCCAUUGGAUAGAUGACAUCAGUGCUGUGAUUGAGUCUAUUACAACAUCAACUAGUAAGGUUGCAACAAGAAAUAAUGAAUUAGUUUUAAAACUAUCAGGUAUAGAACGUCAACUGUUUGAAGAGAAAACACGCGAAACACAAACAGAUAAAGAGAAGGAAGAGAUCCGAAGAAGAUACAACAAACGAGUUAAUGGACUUAAUGAAAUGAUAAUAGAAAACAAAGAUAAUACACCAAUAAUAACUUCACAAAAUGAAAUUAUUGAACUCAAAACAAAUAAUAUUGAAUUAAGAAGAAAAAACCAAGAAUUAAAAGAACAAAUAAUACGCCUUAAACAAGAAAACAUGGUAUUAAAAGAAGAGAUAAAUACAAUAUCUAAUAAUUUCCAAUAA